AUGGCUAGUGGACUACGGAUAUUAGUGCCCGUCAAGCGGGUGAUCGACUACGCGAUCAAACCCCGCAUCAACAAAUCUCAAACCGGUGUCGAAACCGCUGGCGUCAAGCACUCCCUCAACCCAUUCGACGAGCUCUCCGUCGAAGAAGCCGUCCGCCUCCGCGAGCGCAAGGGUCCCCUCCAGGUCGAGAACAUCCUUGCCCUCUCCGCCGGCGGCCCCAAAGCCCCUGAUGUCCUGCGCACGGCGAUGGCCAUGGGCGCCGACCGGGCCUUCCACAUCGACGUUCCCGAUGCCGAGGGCUCGCCCGAGCCUCUGACCAUCGCGAAGAUGCUGAAGGGCGUCGUGGAGAAGGAGAAUAUCAACCUCGUGCUGCUGGGCAAGCAGGCGAUCGACGGCGACCAAGGGCAGACGGGCCAGAUGCUCGCGGGACUGCUGGGAUGGCCGCAGGCGACGCAGGCGAGCAAGAUCGAUAUCAAGGAUGCGGAGGGCACCGUGGAGAUUACGCAUGAGGUUGACGGCGGUGUGGAGACGCUGAAGGCGAAGCUGCCGCUGGUUAUCACGACGGAUCUGCGGUUGAAUGAGCCGCGGUAUGCUAGCUUGCCGAAUAUCAUGAAGGCAAAAAAGAAGCCGCUGGAGAAGAAGACGCUCGCCGAUUUCGGGGUCGAGGAUACCCGUCGCUUGAAGACUAUUAAGGUUACCGAGCCUCCGCCACGCAAGGGUGGCGGCAAGGUGGAGGAUGUCGAUGGUCUGGUUGCCAAGCUGAAGGAGCUGGGUGCCCUCUAA
This is a messenger RNA of Penicillium chermesinum, 783 nucleotides long. RefSeq names its product electron transfer flavoprotein subunit beta/FixA family protein. Bases 1 to 783 code for a protein of 260 amino acids. Gene Ontology annotation, molecular function: electron transfer activity. The record is from RefSeq and is a predicted model, not a curated record. Gene Ontology annotation, cellular component: cytosol. The transcript has 3 exons. Lineage: Eukaryota; Fungi; Ascomycota; Eurotiomycetes; Eurotiales; Aspergillaceae.